Molecule: messenger RNA, 845 nt
Organism: Momordica charantia (bitter melon)
Lineage: Eukaryota; Viridiplantae; Streptophyta; Magnoliopsida; Cucurbitales; Cucurbitaceae
Product: transcriptional corepressor LEUNIG
Molecular function (GO): protein binding; transcription corepressor activity
Source: RefSeq, a predicted model, not a curated record
UCUUCCCGCCCCACCUUUUCCGGAAGAAGUGGCUUUUCUUCUAAGCAAUUUUGGAGAGGGAAUCGUUUGAAAAAUUCGCAAUACUGGCUGAUCGGAGUUUCGCGAUUUCUUCAUCGGAGAUGCUGGUGACUGGUGGAGCUUGGUAGUUGUUUCUAGGGAAGGAAUUAAAUAAUUCCUUUUCAACUUUCUCAUUGGCAUUUCAUUUCGGCUGUGGGAUGGUAAAGAAUUUGAAUUGCAGGCUGAUAUGGACGGCCUUGUGGAGGACGGGUCUUUUGAUGACAACGUUGGCUUUUCUUCAUCCCAUGAUGGUGCAGACCCUAGAGAUCCUGUAGGCCACAGUACGGAUGACAGAAAAGGAAUCACAUUUACGGAAGUGAAUUAUGUUAGAGCAAGCCAAAACAAAAUCACCUGUUGCCACUUUUCAUCUGAUGGAAAAUUGCUUGCUAGUGGUGGCCAUGAUAAAAUGGCUGUACUGUGGUACAUGGAAAAUUUGGAGCUGAAAACUUCACUUGAAGAACAUGCUUCUCCGAUCACUGAUGUUCGUUUCAGUCCUAGCAUUCCCCUCCUCGCGACACCAUCAUUCGACAGGAGAGUCCGGGACAUUCUGCUCCUGUUAUGUCUUUGGACUUCCAUCGAAAGAAGGAUGGCCUUAUCUGCUCCAGUGAUAGUGACGAGGAGAUUCGGUACUGGAGUUUCAACAAUGGCAGCUGUGUAGGAGUAUUCAAGGGUGGUACGGGCCAGAUGAGAUUUCAACCUUGUCUUGGAAGGUACCUCGCGCUGCUGCUGCAGAUAAUAUUGUAUCCAUUUUUGACGUGGAGACUCAACAGUGUCCUCAUUCGUUACGG